AUGGACGCGAAAAAGAACGCUUUGGAAACCGAAGACUCCCAGGCGUCGUCUUCAGAGACCAAGAACAUAAAGUCCGAUGUAGAUCCCCAGACCUCACUGGCGCCUCCCCCGCGGCCGGCCAUAACAUCAGCUGCGGAUACCCCAGAUUACUUUAAUUCUGUGCACAAUCCCUUUUCAUUGGAACCGAACCCCUUUGAGCAAUCCUUUGGUGGUGGUGGCACUAGUGGUGGCUCAUCUGGCGAGACACCUGGGAAGUCGAUCCUUCCUCCAGUCGCUUCGCUCACGUCUCCUGCCUUACCCGGUGCUAGCUCGGCCGGAGGCGGUUAUAGCUGGUCUAACUCCUUGCGUUCUGGGCCCCUGAGCCCGGCCAUGCUCGCCGGUCCGACAGGUUCCAGCGAUUAUUUCGACAGCAUCGGCAGAGGCUUCCCUACCCCGAACGAGUCCUCUCUGCGCACUGGAUUGACUCCUGGUGGUGGAGGCUCCAUGUUCCCGGCACCGAGCCCGAACUCCCAGGCGCUCCUGCAGCAAUUGCAAAGUGGGGGUGCAACUCCCUCAACUAUUGAGUUUCAUCGUACUGCGUUGAACGCCGCCAAGAAAAACGCUCUGAAUGGCCCAACCUCUAACCCAACCUCUGAUCCAGAGCAAGCAGCACAGAGCACGACCAUGGAUAUUAAACCCAACCAGUCGGAUCCCUUCGGCCAUCAUGAUGCUGCGGAUGCCGCAAAUGGGCUAUUCAUGCUAGCCAAAGGCGGACAGGCGAAUCCCAAUCAAUUCGCUGUUUCGAACCAGUCCUCCAUACCACCACAGAACAUCCAAAAUAAUGAUCAAGGUCGCGAUUCUGAUCGACGAGCUUCUAACGGCAGAGAGACAAGUGACGACGUGUCUGACGUGCAAGGUGAACAGGCGAAGCCUGUCACGAAAGGAAAGAAAAAGAAUACGGCUUCUAAGACUGGCGGGGCAGCGAACAAUCGGCGCAAAGCAGAUGAUGCUCCAGCUAAAGGGUCGAACAAGAAAGCCAAGCUUAGCUCUGGUAGCACUGAGCCUCCUUCUGAUGCCGCUGAUUCAGAGGAAGAGGAAGAGCAGAAGAAGAAGUCACCGAAUGACAGCAAGAAGAUGACGGAUGAAGAGAAGAGAAAGAAUUUCCUCGAGAGGAAUCGGGUCGCUGCACUCAAAUGUCGCCAGCGAAAGAAACAGUGGCUUGCGAAUUUGCAAGCAAAAGUUGAGCUUUUUACUUCAGAAAAUGAUGCGCUUACUGCUACCGUCACUCAACUGCGUGAAGAGAUUGUCAAUCUCAAAACGCUCCUACUAGCACACAAGGACUGCCCAGUUUCUCAGGCCCAAGGACUUGGGCCCUUGAUGAUGAACGGCAUGUCGGCAGGAUUCGACCCUCAUCCGUAUAACAUCCCUAGCAACAUGGGAAUGCAACCAGGUGCACCUAUCCCUGCACAGGGACUCCGAAGACAAUGA
Aspergillus pseudonomiae is the source of this 1467-nucleotide messenger RNA. It is a transcript of the gene atfA, whose product is annotated as bZIP transcription factor atfA. The coding region runs from base 1 to 1467 and encodes 488 amino acids. NCBI's taxonomy places the organism in Eukaryota, Fungi, Ascomycota, Eurotiomycetes, Eurotiales, Aspergillaceae. The record is from RefSeq and is a predicted model, not a curated record. The transcript has 3 exons. Gene Ontology annotation, molecular function: RNA polymerase II cis-regulatory region sequence-specific DNA binding; DNA-binding transcription factor activity, RNA polymerase II-specific. Gene Ontology annotation, biological process: regulation of transcription by RNA polymerase II.